AUGGGCAGCGACCAGUAUCAUGGCCCACCGUCAAGAACUACGUUGCCACGGCCCGCGCUAAAGCACUUCCCCGACGCCUCAGAUUACUAUGCCUCAUCAGCGUCCAACCCACUUCCUUUCGCGUUUUGCUCCCAGGUCCUGGACUCGCCGCAUGUCCACUUCCCGCCGACGCCGACCAUGACAUCCACUGAACUAACACAUUCGCCGUAUGCAUAUGAUCGGGCACCCAUCGACGUCUCGCUUAAUACCUGUGAGCUUCCAGAGCGCGGGGGAAGGGUUUACGACGAGGAGAGGCGGUCUUCGCCUAGGGUACGGGAUUCCGGCUAUUUUCACCCCCGAUCAAGGAGUGACGAUGUUCAAAGUCGUUUUAAUGACUACCACACUACCACCUCUGCGAUUUACGAUGGCCUGCCAUCCGACGCUUCACCGCCACCCCAGAUGAGCGGCCCUCUUCUCCCUGAUGGUCCGGCGUUAUACCCUAUGACGAUAUCCGACAUUACGCAGACCGGCCCGUUGUGCUCGCCUUCGCUGGCGAAGACGAAACACGGGAAGAAGGCCCGAAAGAAGGAUGAUUCAAAGACGCGUUCCGUAUGCAGCGCUUUUAGCGAACCUGCUCUGGACGGCUGCUUGGGAGGGUUUUGA
Laccaria bicolor S238N-H82 is the source of this 642-nucleotide messenger RNA. RefSeq lists its product as uncharacterized. NCBI's taxonomy places the organism in Eukaryota, Fungi, Basidiomycota, Agaricomycetes, Agaricales, Hydnangiaceae. The record is from RefSeq and is a predicted model, not a curated record. The coding region runs from base 1 to 642 and encodes 213 amino acids. The transcript has a single exon.